This is a messenger RNA of Penicillium waksmanii, 393 nucleotides long. RefSeq lists its product as uncharacterized. The record is from RefSeq and is a predicted model, not a curated record. NCBI's taxonomy places the organism in Eukaryota, Fungi, Ascomycota, Eurotiomycetes, Eurotiales, Aspergillaceae. Bases 1 to 393 code for a protein of 130 amino acids. The transcript has 2 exons.
AUGGAACUGUUGCACACGACUACGCAAUACUACCAAACACGCCUCGUCGCUGAGCUACCAGAUCUAGCUCGGAACGCAGUGCGGAAUUUCCUCGUGGAUGUCUAUCUCAUUACUGCGUCCGCAAUCACCCGCUCAGUCCGCGGCAGCGCCGCAACCCUGCUCACAGAUCACACCUUCUCCGCGAUGGGUGCUGAGGGCGGAGAAAGCUUGAUUGGCAGAGUGGCUGCGUUGAUGGUCGUGAUACAAUUCCCGACUUCGCCAAGUUCCCCGGAAAAAACCGACGAGGCUGGUCCCGGCGGGGGUUCAAUUCAAUCUUCCGAGUCACUUUCCUUUAGCUCCAGCACGGGUAAGGAAAUGGUGGAAGAGCCUGAAGGCGAUAAAGGGACCUCUUAG